GGCAGGCAAGUAAAGUUCAGCGCAGCGAGCAGUCCGCACAGCAGCGGCCGCCCGCCCGCCCGCCACCCCUCAGCACAGCCGAAAGGGAGGAGGGGAGGGGGAAGCAGAGAGAGAGAGAAAGAGAGAGAGAAAAAAAUUAACGCACAACAAACCCGAGGACGCUGCUGCCCUUUGGCCACUUUCCCAGCCGUUUGCAGAAGAUUGCCCAAGUUCGCCCCCACCCCUAGAAAAAUGCAACUUGACUUUUAGUGGGUAACGCAAGGUGAGCAGCAAGACACAUGCGGGCACAAAUAAUGCAGCCACCAGUGAGCGCCGCGCCAAAAAGCCAAGUAAAUAAUCUAGGAUUGGAAACAAACGAACACAGAACCCUGUCACCCGCGGGUAUGAGAAGAAGUGGAGGAGCGCUUUGACAAUUGCAGCCGGAGAGAGCUGCAAGGGAGGGCAAGUUUGGGACUUUGAGGUUUUGUCUGGAUUAUGGCACCUUCGCUGCGAAAACAGUCCCCCUCCAGGUACAAAGCCACGAUCGAGUCCCCGGCACAGUCAUGACAAGCCCGCUGCAAGAGUCUUGAUCUACAUUGGAUUCGAAUGUCAAAACCUCAUACUCCACACAUAUAAAACACACUGACUUGCUCCGGCGACUUCCAUCCAGGUUUGGAUGUUCUUGAGUGUUUCAACGUUAAGGCUUCCCCGUGUAAUGUUGGCAUAUUUAGUUUAAUUGAAAAAGGGGAGGGUAGGUAUUCACCACCCCCCCUUUUUAAAAAAAAAACGCAAUUAAUUUCGACAUUUAUAUGCUGGCUUCGCACUUGGCGUUAAAACCACAACCGGUUUCUUUACUCGGGGGGGUGGGAAUGAACCUGUGGCGGCCGCGCUGUAAGAAAAAAGGACAAUAAAUCGAAAUGAAGGAAAAAUCCAAAAAUGCUGCCCGAACGAGACGGGAGAAGGAAAACAGUGAAUUUUACGAACUAGCCAAAUUGCUGCCGCUGCCGUCUGCAAUAACAUCACAGCUCGACAAAGCUUCCAUCAUAAGGCUGACAACCAGUUACUUGAAGAUGCGGGUGGUUUUCCCUCAAGGACUAGGGGAGGCCUGGGGCCAGCCCAGCCGCACUGGCAAUUUGGAUAAUGUCGGCCGAGAAUUGGGAUCUCAUCUGCUACAGACGCUGGAUGGUUUCAUCUUCGUGGUUGCUCCAGAUGGGAAGAUCAUGUACAUUUCCGAAACGGCGUCAGUUCAUCUGGGGCUGUCACAGGUAGAGUUGACCGGGAACAGCAUUUAUGAGUAUAUUCACCCAGCUGAUCACGAUGAGAUGACUGCAGUUCUAACAGCCCACCAGCCCUACCACUCUCACCUCGUUCAAGAAUAUGAGAUUGAACGUUCGUUUUUCCUGAGGAUGAAAUGUGUCCUAGCAAAGAGAAAUGCCGGCUUGACGUGCGGUGGUUACAAGGUCAUCCAUUGUAGUGGCUAUUUAAAGAUACGCCAAUACAGUCUGGACAUGUCGCCUUUCGAUGGAUGUUAUCAAAAUGUUGGAUUGGUCGCAGUCGGCCAUUCACUGCCUCCCAGCGCUGUGACAGAGAUUAAACUGCACAGCAACAUGUUCAUGUUUCGAGCCAGCCUUGACAUGAAACUUAUAUUCCUUGAUUCCAGGGUAGCUGAGCUGACCGGUUAUGAACCUCAGGAUUUAAUAGAAAAAACUCUCUACCAUCACGUACAUGGGUGUGAUACGUUUCAUUUGCGCUGUGCCCAUCAUUUGUUGCUUGUUAAAGGACAGGUAACAACAAAGUAUUAUCGGUUCCUUGCAAAGCAUGGUGGCUGGGUUUGGGUACAAAGCUACGCAACUAUUGUCCACAAUAGCAGAUCGUCAAGGCCACAUUGCAUCGUCAGCGUCAACUAUGUCCUCACGGAUGCAGAAUACAAGGGGCUACAACUUUCGCUGGAUCAAGUAACAGCAACAAAGCCAUCGUUUCCAUACUCAAACUCAACCCCGACCAUCACUGACUCCAGAAAGGCAGCCAAAUCUCGCCUGGGCCGAACAAAAUCCAAACUAAGAGCAUCACCAUAUCCACAGUACUCUGGAUUCCACACUGAGAGAUCCGAGUCGGACCACGAGAGCCAGUGGGGUGGAAGUCCACUGACAGACAAUGCCUCCCCACAGUUGCUGGACCAUACAGAAGGGCAACAGCCUCAAGCCCAGCACAAUAUCAUAUCCUGCGCCUACGGACAGUUCUCGGACAGAAACUCUCUGUGCUACGGCUUUGCACUGGAGCACUCCAGGUCGGUGGAGGAGAAGCAGACGCAUAUACACGCGUCUCCCUGCGAGGGCGGGCGGUGCGAGGCCGGCAGAUACUUCCUCGGAGGCUCGCAGUCAGCGAGAGAGAACUGGUGGAGCUCGUCCCGUAUGACACUGGCCCUGGCAAAGUCAUCUCCGGAGAACAGAGACGGAUAUGAAAGCAGCAUGCCACACAUCGCCUCUAUCCCCACUAUUCACGGAAGAGGACACUGGGACGAGGAAAGCGUGGUCAGUUCGCCGGACCCCUGCUCUGCCAGCGAGUCGGGCGAUAGAUACCACAACGAGAGGUACCAGAGCAGCCCGCACGAGCCCAGCAAGAUUGAGACUCUAAUCCGAGCCACGCAGCAGAUGAUCAAAGAAGAGGAGAGCCGGCUGCAGAUGCGCAAGGCUGCCUCCGAGCAAUUGCAGACUAUGAACGGCAUGGGCAAGGUUCACGCCGCCUGCUUCAACGUGAGCUACCAGCAGCAGCAGAUGACCGGUGUGGUGUGUCGUGCCCCACUGGUGACCAACACAUCCCCCUGCGAUCACCUCCAACAGAGGGAAGGAAAGAUCAUGAGUUCUCACGAGAGCGAAUACCACGGCAGCCCAGUCUCACUGUCCAGAAUAAGCAGCCCCCAUACUGAGCGGAUCUCAAAGGACAAUGUUGCCUUGGGUAAGGACUACCUGGCUUCUGACCUGUCCCCUCAUCAAACAGGGGGCAACUGCGCAUCCUCCCCAAACUAUUACUCCACCCACCACCAGCAGUACUUCGAUAAGCAUGCGUACGCGCUGACUGGCUAUGCCUUUGAACACCUGUAUGACACCGAAGCCAUAAAAAACUACUCUCUGGGCUGCAAUGGCAGUCACUUUGACGUGCCCUCUCACUUCCGAAUGCAACAGGACCCGACCCACACGCACAAGGGCACUUCAGUUAUAAUCACCAACGGAAGCUGAUGUCUCACUGAGGACAGAGGUCACGGUGGAACGUCGCCAGCAGAGAUAAAGCAGCGAUUUGAACUUGAAGCAAGCAUUGAAGCUGCAUUUGUACUCCCAGUGCUAGCAUGCGUAUAGAAGCACUAAGCUGGGUUUACUGAUCCACUCUGUUUGGGAUCUGGUUCAUACAUACUGCUACUCCAGAUGCACUGCAGAGCAGUCAAGAUUAAUCACUGUAAAGGGUGAGGGAACUGGGUGUAAUUUGGGGUCGCCUUCCCCUCUGCUUGUCUUAGCAAAAUCCUAACUGUGUUCUUUGCCAAGCAGUUUACAAUUCUUUGUUUUCAGGCAGAGUACAAAGGAAUUCUAUCCCUGCUCCAGCCCUGGGCCUAGGGUUCAGUCCGCGCUAAGUAAAUGGUUAAAUGCGAACCAGGGUAUCAUUUUUGUUUUGUUUUCAUUUCACGACAUUUAAUGAACAGUUUUUCAAAAAUGUCAAAGAAAACUGAGAAACCUGGCAGUGAAGUUAGAGACAAGUGAACAACUUCGAUGGUGCAUGAGUAACUCCUUAACUUAGCAAAGUGAUGGUUGUAGUAAACUGAUGGAAUAGGUGUUACAUUCGGAGAAAUAGCCCACAGAUAAUAUGAUAAUGGUUAGCAGGCUGCUUGCUGGUACCAUGAUAGAAAAUUGUCCUUAAGAACAACAGGAAAUAAAGUAUAGUCUACUUCACUAUACACCACCUCUGAAUUUCAGUUCCAUUGAGAGAAGUCUGAAGAAGGGUCUCCACCCCGAAACGUCACCCAUUCCUUCUCUCCAGAGAAGCUUGCCUGUCCUGCUGUGUUACUCCGGCUUUUUGUGUCUGUCUUCAGUUCCAUUGGGUUGAAUUGAAAUGAGGAACCAGAGCACGUUGCAGCACAGCGGUAGAGCUGCUGCCUCACAGCGCCAGAGACCCGGGUUCGAUCCUGACUAUGGGCGCUGUCGGUGCGGAGUUUGUAUGUUC
Messenger RNA from Amblyraja radiata (thorny skate), 4188 nucleotides. RefSeq names its product SIM bHLH transcription factor 1a (gene sim1a). Gene Ontology annotation, molecular function: protein dimerization activity; RNA polymerase II transcription regulatory region sequence-specific DNA binding; DNA-binding transcription factor activity, RNA polymerase II-specific. Bases 897 to 3215 code for a protein of 772 amino acids. The record is from RefSeq and is a predicted model, not a curated record. Gene Ontology annotation, biological process: regulation of transcription by RNA polymerase II. The transcript is spliced from 12 exons. Lineage: Eukaryota; Metazoa; Chordata; Chondrichthyes; Rajiformes; Rajidae.